Messenger RNA from Acanthochromis polyacanthus (spiny chromis), 1251 nucleotides. RefSeq names its product mitochondrial ribosomal protein L28 (gene mrpl28). The transcript has 6 exons. Gene Ontology annotation, cellular component: mitochondrial large ribosomal subunit. Lineage: Eukaryota; Metazoa; Chordata; Actinopteri; Pomacentridae. Gene Ontology annotation, molecular function: structural constituent of ribosome. Bases 140 to 895 code for a protein of 251 amino acids. The record is from RefSeq and is a predicted model, not a curated record.
AACCCGGAAACCAGCUUGUGUACCGGAGGAUGCACGGUGUCCUUGCCUGCCUGAAUUUGGAAUAACGUGGACUUUAAAACUCAACUUUGUGUUUGGUGGAGGUCACGGUUUUCUUAAUUCCCGAUUUGCCUGUUAAAAAAUGCCUCUCCAUAAGUACCCACCCAAAAUCUGGGAUGCCCUGAAACUGAAGCAGGGCAUCUACGCUCGUCUCCCUCAACACUACCUCAAGUCCCUCGAGCAGAAAGAGCCCACACCCGUCCACUGGAGGCCUCUGGGAGUCCAGUACCGAGCCAACCCGAAGACAGGGCUGAAGGAACGGGUGCAGGAUGUCCCGAUCCCCGUUUACUACCCUCCACACUCCCAGGAUGGCCUGUGGGGAGGAGAAGGCUGGAUAUCAGGCUACAGAUACGCCAAAGAUGACAAAAUGUCCACCCGUCUGCGGAAGACCUGGAAACCACAGCUGUUCAAGAGACAGCUGUACAGCGAAAUCCUGGACCACAAGUUCACCAUCACAGUCACAGCUCGUACUAUGAACCUCAUCGACGCUGCCUUUGGCUUCGACUCCUAUAUCCUUAAAACACCAAAGGAAGACCUGCAGUCCAAGCUGGGGAUGGACCUGAAGAGGGCCAUGCUGCUUCGCCUGGCACGAAGAAACACAGAUCUUUACCCCGACGACCCCGACAAAAGAGAAAAGAUCUACGACAAAUACAAGCAGUUUGAGGUCCCAGAGGAGGAGGCAGAGUGGGUGGGUCUGAGUCUGGAGGAGGCUGUGGAGAAACAGAGGCAGCUGGAGCACAAGGAGCCUGAGCCUGUGUUUAAGGUCUGUGUGGACCAACUGGUGGAGGAGCUGCACAUCAAGAAACUGCUGGAGCCACAUCUCACAGAGAAGGAGUGACCGUCUGAGACUGAAAAAUUCAGUAUGUUGAACUGUCAAGCUUCUCCAGAUGGUUGUGGGAGUCUGAGUCACUAUUUUCAGUCCUGACUGCACAGCCGGGAGAAUUUCUGCAGUUUCUGCUUUUAUUUCCACCUGGGAGCAACACGAAGGUGGAAGUGGCGCAAAAACGUGAAGUCAUGUUGGACUAAUGCUUAUUUAUUUCAGUUCUGGUUUAUUUCCUGUGACACAGGAGAGUCUGACAUAAUUCAGGAAUUGAGAGAAAAGCUUCAGUAUCACUGUAAAUACUCCCCAGACAGCUGCGAUGAGAGGCGUGUGUGGAGGAUACCUAAAAAAUUAAAGAUGUCUUUUUUCUUAAA